Molecule: messenger RNA, 1815 nt
Organism: Cavenderia fasciculata
Lineage: Eukaryota; Evosea; Eumycetozoa; Acytosteliales; Cavenderiaceae
Exons: 1
Coding region: 1-1815 (604 amino acids)
Biological process (GO): mRNA pseudouridine synthesis; tRNA pseudouridine synthesis
Cellular component (GO): nucleus
Molecular function (GO): pseudouridine synthase activity; RNA binding
Source: RefSeq, a predicted model, not a curated record
AUGGAAGGUGAUAGUUCAAGUACCGUAGCACCAGUAUUAGUAGUAACUGAAAAUAAUAAUGAACAACAAAAACAAUUAAAAAGAAAUCAUCCAGAAGAAGAAGCAGCAAACAACACUGAUGAAAAGAAAGUAGUAGAUGAUCUAAAAGAUACAACAACAGCAACAGUAGUAGGAGGAGUAGUAGAUGAACAAAAAGUAGAUAUUACAAAGGGUAGAAACUAUCAUGAUAAAGAAGCAUUCAUUCAACAAGGUAGAAUCAAAAGAUUAAAACACGAUGAAAAGUUUAAAAGUUCACCAACAUCAUCGGUUAGUCAAGAAAAGAGAGAUAUCGAUAGAGAACGUUCAUUAAAGUACAAGAAUGAAGAGAUGGAGAAACACAUCCAACUGUGUAACGCAUUCUACAAUGAAAACAAAGAGGUGGUCGACAAGAAUUCAUCGUCAGAGACAAAACGACAAAAGACACCAGUUGCUAUGCUCUUUAGUUAUGUUGGUACCGGUCACUUUGGUCUAGAGUACACCUAUGAAGAAAAGUAUCCUGCAUUAGAGAAUUAUUUGGAAAAGGCUCUCUUUCUCUCUGGUAUGAUCCUUCCAACCAACUUUGGUGAUGUCACUCGUAUCAAAUGGUCUCGAUCAAGUAGAACCGACAAGGGUGUACACUCGCUAUCAACCAUCAUCGGUGCAUCCAUUCUCAUCAAUCGUGAAAAGAUCCAAACCAAAGAAGGUGUGCGUGCCUAUAUCGAUCAAAUCAAUUCUUAUCUUCCACCAACUCUUCACAUUGUCUCAAUGGCCACCACCUCUAGAUCAUUCAUGCCAAGACGUCAAACUUCAAGUCGUACCUAUCACUAUGUAUUGCCAAAGAAAUUCCUUGGCAAUCAAUUCACAUUGCAAGAAAUCAAUGAAAAGAUACUUUCACUAUUCAUCGGUACAAAUAGUUAUCACAACUUUACUACUCUUAGAAAAACUUAUUCUUCAAUUUUAAUUAAUCAACAACAACAACAACAACAACAAAAUCAAAAUAAUCAAAAUAAUAAGAAUAAUAAUAAGAAUAAUAAUAAGAAUAAUAAGAAAAAGAAGAAAAAUAGAGGUAAAAAUAAUCAAAGUGAUGAUGAAGAUGAUGAAAGUGAAGAAGAAGAAGAAGAAGAGGAAGAAUUGGAGGAAGAAAAAGUAAAAGAACAACAACAACAACAAAAAAAGGUUAUAAAUAGAGUUGAUGAAAUGAAUUUUUACAAGACAAAUGUAAAGAAUUGUAGAAAGAUACAUUCCUUUACAAUUGGCGAAACAUUUUUGGUAGAAUCAAAUGAUCAACAACAAGAGGAAUGGGUCAAAUUUAUGAUUGAAGGUGAAUCUUUUAUUCAAUAUCAAAUCAGAAAGAUGGUUGGUUUUGUUUUGGCUGUUUGUCAUGGUUUGGUUGAUGUUAAAAUAUUAGAGAUUGCAUUAAAGGGACCAUUCUCGAUCAAUUCACCAAUUGCUCCACCCGAUACAUUGUAUCUCUACGAUUGUCGUGUCAAUGAACGCAAAUCAGAUGUCCUAUACAAUGUAUUUUCAAUGGAAACCAAAGAAGAAAUACAAAAAGAUAAGAAUUUAUUUUGUUCGAAACAACUGUAUCCACACUUGAACCAAUUAAACAAUCAAAAGAAAUUCUUUGAAUCUUUUAUCGAAAAGGCUUUACCAUCACAUUACUUUAGCACAGAGGAAGAAAACUUAGAUGACCUCAACAAACUUUUCCUUCAAUCAAGAGAAAUUAGAGAACAAAAAAUAGCUUUUAUGAGACAAAGAGAAAAAUUACUUCAAGAAGAAGAAGAAGGCCAACAAUAA